GCCAAAUUGUAAUCGAUUUGAGCCUCCACACACUCUCUGUCUCUCUCAAAAUUGAAAAUUGUCGUCACGUGGAGGAGAAAGGGAAAGGUUUGGCGAUGCAAUUCGAGAUCGCUUUAUUUGCUACAACGUCAAGUUGGAAGGAUGGAAUAGAUCCAGAGUGGCAUACCAUUAAGGUCCCAGAUCUCGAGUGUCCUCCUCCUUCUUCGCCAAAUGUAGUAACUACCAUCCAGAAACCGCUCCGUCCGUUUUCUGAAGUCAGGUUGGCUUGGCCAUACAGAGAACAUGCAGUCAUAGGGUCCCGUCUGUAUUCUCUUGGCGGCAUGAAUCCUGAUUCUGAACCUCACGCCGAUGUAAGUACCCCCGAAUUCGAUCGUUUUCUUAAAGUGCGCAGCUUUGACUUUAGCACUCCUGAUGAUGGUUGGAAACCUGUCGCUACCAUGACUUUUCCUAAGAGGUUCGAACCUCCCUGCCUCGUCCUCGACGAUAAGUUAUAUGUGUUAGGUGGCUUUGCAUCAGACAGAUAUUCAACAGAAGUAGAAGCAAAAGGGCAUGGCUGGAUGGAGGUUUAUGAUCCCGAUUUAAAUACAUGGGAACCCUUGCCCAAUCCUCCUCCUGAGUUUGGGUUUCCACUAUGUGUUCCUCUUCCUGUUUAUUUCGCUGCUCUCGAUUCCAAGAAACAGAUUCUUGUUGCUCAAAAUGAAGGUGCGAGGUAUAAAGCUACAUUCUAUGUUUAUCAUGUGAUCGAUCGAUGUUGGACAAUACUUGAGCCUCGCGGGCGCGAGCUACGUCCUCAUUAUCCUGACCCGGUUUUCGGAAAACGAAGUGUUGUUGUUGAUAACACUAUCUAUUGGGGUUUCGUUCUAGAUGGGUAUGUCUUCGUACAAUCUUUCAAUAUAGAUACGGAUCUGUACUUCCACGGAAGUUUGGACACUCAGCUAUUUCUUCGGGAUAGUGAAUUUGAAUAUCCGAGUUGUCCAAUAUUACCUUUGCUCCAUUUAGCUGAUCAGACAUUCUGCCUUUUCCUGUUCACCUUGGUUGAUAAAAUGGAAUACACUGGUAUGGUAUAUCUUAAUUGUAUUGUACUUGAUAUCUCUCUAAAUCCAUUUAAAGAUGAGGGCAAGCAACAGUCUAAAGUAGAGUUCGAUGAAUGUUAUAAAUAUAAUUUUAUGGGGGAUUCCAGUAAACAGCUUAAUAUUUCCCUUGUGUCCGUCCAAAGGUAUCCCUUGCGUAAUAUCUUCUGGCUCCAUGAUGCUUUGUUGCUCGAUCGCCCAACUUAUAUGCCAAUGAAGAAGAAACCAAAGCUAUCACAUGAAACAAGCGUAAUGAUCAAAGAUAAUUAAGGUUGUAGGUUGUUUCCUUGAAGAUUUUGCAUUAAGAAACAGGUAUACUCUGUUCCAUGUUUAUUAGCAUGCACCUUACACUCAAAUUUUCCUAAAGGAAUAAUUUUUCUGUAUUUAUUUAUUUGAUGAUUGGUGCUAAGUUUUUGAAUUUGUGAAUAGUUCGGAGAUGUAUUUUACCAAAUUCUAUCAGGUUUGAGAUUAUGCAUGCACAUUUUUUAUCAGUAUUUUCACUUGCACUUUCACCCAAAACAUCAUUUAACUUCUUCUUACAUGUUUUCUGAAAGGGGUUAAUUUACUCCCAUCAACCAAUCAUCCAGUAUGUAUGAUGAGAUAGAAUCCAAUAGAGACAAAAGACACUCAACUUCCUUUUCUUCACUUUGUAGUCAUAUGGGUUCAAACUCUUUAACAGAGUAGACAUUAUAAAAUGCUAGUUACACAAUAAUAAACAAAACGUAACGUAGACUAUUUAAAGACUACUCUUAAAUAGACUAAUUGGCUGUCUUUGCUUUUGAGAUUGGAUGAGGUAUAUGUGAGAGCAUAACUUCUGUUUUUCUAUUUACAAUUUUGCGUAUGAUGUGUUUGAAAAAUGCAACUUAAAUUGGUUUAUGGAUGUUCACCAUGGUUGAUAAAAUGGAAGGUAUAGUAUAUCUUAAUUGUAUUG
Molecule: messenger RNA, 2001 nt
Organism: Quercus lobata
Lineage: Eukaryota; Viridiplantae; Streptophyta; Magnoliopsida; Fagales; Fagaceae
Exons: 2
Coding region: 96-1340 (414 amino acids)
Molecular function (GO): protein binding
Source: RefSeq, a predicted model, not a curated record